Messenger RNA from Manis pentadactyla (Chinese pangolin), 1959 nucleotides. RefSeq names its product serine protease 8 (gene PRSS8). The record is from RefSeq and is a predicted model, not a curated record. Gene Ontology annotation, biological process: positive regulation of sodium ion transport; proteolysis. The coding region runs from base 306 to 1316 and encodes 336 amino acids. Lineage: Eukaryota; Metazoa; Chordata; Mammalia; Pholidota; Manidae. Gene Ontology annotation, molecular function: sodium channel regulator activity; serine-type endopeptidase activity. The transcript has 5 exons.
UGGGGCCAGGGGAAGGGCGGGCAGGUAUGUUCUUUUUCCCUAAGGAGCCAGCACUCUGGAACGUCUCUGCAUAGCCAGGCUGUGCUGAAGACGUGUCCUCACCGCCAGCUGCUGAGACCCCAGCAUCUCCCCUUGUACCAGCUCCCUGCCUUUGAAGCCAACCUUGGACACCUGCUCCGCCUUCCCAAAAAGGAUUCCAGGAUCCCUUUCCUCUGGGCCUGACACUGGAUCUUGCCUUCCAAAUCAGUCCUAGUUCCUUUCCUUUGGGUGCCUGGUGUCUCCCUAGGGGCCCCUGGUCCUGGGCCAUGGCCCAGAGGGCUGGCUGGGGGCCUAGGCAGCUGGAGACUGUGGCCUUUGUGCUUUCACUUGGAUUAUUCCCGUCCGGGCUGGGCUUCUGUGGUGUGGCCUCCCAAGCACGCAUCACAGGUGGUAGCAGUGCAACCCCUGGCCAGUGGCCCUGGCAGGUCAGCAUCACCUAUGAUGGUAUCCACGUGUGUGGCGGAUCUCUCCUGUCAGAGCAGUGGGUGCUCUCGGCUGCUCACUGCUUCCCAAGGGAGCACCACAAGGUGGAUUACGAGGUAAAGCUGGGGGCUCACCAGCUGGACUCCUACACCCCUGAGGCUGAGGUCCGCACCGUGGCACAGGUCAUUUCCCACCCCAGCUACCACCAGGAGGGCUCCCAGGGGGACAUUGCUCUCCUCCGACUCAGCAACCCUGUCACCUUUUCCCGCUACAUCCGGCCCAUCUGCCUCCCUGCUGCCAAUGCCUCCUUCCCCAAUGGUCUCCAGUGUACUGUCACUGGAUGGGGCCACGUGGCUCCCUCAGUGAGCCUCAAGGCCCCCAGGCAACUGCAGCAACUUGUGGUGCCACUUAUCAGCCGUGAGACAUGUAACUGCCUGUACAACAUUAACGCCAAGCCUGAGGAGCCCCAUUCUGUGCAGCAGGACAUGGUGUGUGCUGGCUAUGUGAACGGGGGCAAGGAUGCCUGCCAGGGUGACUCUGGAGGCCCACUCUCCUGCCCUAUGGGGGGCCUCUGGUACCUGGCAGGCAUUGUGAGCUGGGGUGAUGCUUGUGGGGCCCCCAACAGGCCUGGUGUGUACACUCUGACCUCCAGUUAUGCCUCCUGGAUUCACUACCAUGUGGCAGAGCUCCAGCCUCGUGUGGUGCCCCAAAUCCAGGAAUCCCAGUCUGAUGGCAACCUCUGUACCAAGCAUGAGGCCUUCAAUUCUGUACCUGCCCAAGGCUUGUUGGGACUCAUUCUUCUGCUUCCACUGGGCCUGACUCUGAGCCUCCUCUACCCUUUGUGUGAGCACUAAGUUACUCACCCAGGGGGUGACCCUGCUUCCAGGAUUUCCACACUGCACUUGAAGACCGAUGCCUGUUCCCAGGAAUAGACCUGACCCCUUCCUAACACUCAUUGGACUUGGGGCCUGGCUUGAGCCACCCUUUCCUCCCAGACCCUGUGGGAAUCCAGGCACCAUUCUAACCUUUGCAUCCACACUACUGGGUUUGUUCUUUGGGACAACCCAGUCAGGAGUUUUACUGCCUGUGGUUCUGGCUGGAGCCUCUGGUUACUUCUACCUGCUGUCCACAAGCCUACUGACUGGGCUCCUAUGGAGCCCUUAGGACCAUUACCUAUGAAAAAUGGGCCCUGUUUGUAGAAGACUAGACAGCUGCCCAGCUAGUUGCUGUUGAAGGGCUAGCCCUGGUGCCCCGCCUGCUCUGCCAGAUGAGCCCCAUCAUUUCACCCUUUUCCUGUCUCCUGGGCUGCAGCUGCCUCUAGGCAUCAUGUUUUCAAGGACAGAAAAGGCCCAGUCUUGCCCCAUUGGUUGCCAUGCCCCACUUGAGCCAUGAUUCCUGGACUCCGGAGGACUGAGCCCCCACCGGAACUGGGCAAGUGCUUGGAUCUGAGGUGGGAGCAGGAGGAGCAAGAAGUAAAAUAUUUUGUGCAUAAUUGGC